AAAAGUUAUGUCACAAGUGAUGGACGAAUUGUGUCAAAUUUGAAGGCUCUAGGCAAGUCUAAACUAAUAAAUAAACAAAAAAAGAAGUAGAACCUUUUCAGCGUAUUCGAUUAAUUUUCAUAAGAAAAAAAAUUAUGUCGAACAGAAUGCUUUGGGGAGAAUUUGAAGAGCCUGAACCGGAUGAAACGGUUUUGCAAAGUGUAAACUUCAAUCCAAUCAUAGAACUAGGCAUGCAAAAUAUACCCGAAAUACCAAUAACUGUAAAAUCAUCGCCGAUUGAAUUACCAAAGCAAAAUUUAAUUACACAUACCAUUCAACUGCACGCUUACGCAAGACAAUUGGCUGCUAUACUAGAACAAACUGAAAAUGCGGUGUUUGAAGGAGCACGACUGGAUGCUUUAAGUUUGCCUAAUCCUCCUCCUGAACCCGACGUGAAAGUUAAGCAUGUAUCUGUACCUCCUAUUAAUUUCCUUCCAAAAGAGUAUUGUGAUUUUUCACUCGGCAAAGGUCCGGUUAUAUUACCAUUUACUCCUGAAAGUCACAAGAGGGCCCUACGACAAUGUGCAGCUAUAGGCAUUGGACACGUUGGUAUCGCUACAUGUACAAAUACGGCACUAAAUGCAGUUGCAGAUGCUUUAGAUUUCUAUUUGACUAACAUGUGUAAGCUAAUGCGCACUGUAGCUGAUAGGGAAGCAAGUGGGUUAAAAUCAGGUUUUCCAGAUAUCAUAUCAAAAGUUUUAACAGAUUUAAAUGUAGGCAAUUUACAUGAAUUUUAUGAGAAUCGUGUUAUUCGUUAUCACAGUAAAAUUAAAGCAAAAUGUGAAGAUUUAAGAGCCCAAUGUGAAGCCUUAGCCAUUGGUGAUAUAGCUCCACAACUGAAGCUCGAAGAAGUGCCUGAAUUACAUUUUCCUGCUGCUUUGGACAGUGCAUUCACACCAUCACUAGAACCUGGCUUUCAGAUGUUACAUAGCUUAGAACAAGAGCAAUUGCAAGGAUUAGACUUGUUGGACACUGUAUCAACAGAUGACAUAAAAGUAGAAACAUUAGAAUUUUCACAACCUGAAUCAGCUAAAAUGCCCUCGCUCUCCCCUAAUGCUAAGAAAAAGAGGAAAUAGAUGAACAUGAUUGUUACA
Messenger RNA from Zerene cesonia (dogface butterfly), 1133 nucleotides. RefSeq lists its product as uncharacterized. Gene Ontology annotation, molecular function: transcription coactivator activity. The coding region runs from base 135 to 1115 and encodes 326 amino acids. The transcript has a single exon. The record is from RefSeq and is a predicted model, not a curated record. Gene Ontology annotation, cellular component: SAGA complex. NCBI's taxonomy places the organism in Eukaryota, Metazoa, Arthropoda, Insecta, Lepidoptera, Pieridae.